UCGGUGCAAGCCACCCCCGUGCGGUGUUCCCUCUAUAUGCGAGAUCGUUGUCGUUCGAUUCUGCGCCGUUGCGCCGCUUUCCGCAGGGCGGCUCCUACCCGCCUGACGCUCUCUUCCUGGCGUUCCACCGUGCGCACCCCCGAGGGACGGUGGGCACAAAUGGUGGUGUAACGUGCGCGUAAGUCGGUGGUAAAGGAAAAAGACGAGCGUCUCGUGCGUGCGUACGGUCGACGUCGGGCCCCGAGCAGUCGGAAGGCGCUUCUCCCGGCCCAGCCCUCAGUCGCGAUGGUCACCGACAGUCAGGCUGAUGACACGACAGCAUUUCUUCGCGCUGCUCGGUCCGGCAACCUCGAGAGAGUCGUCGAAUUUCUCGAUACUGACUUAGACAUUAAUACAGCCAACUCGAACGGUUUAAAUGCCUUGCAUUUAGCUUCGAAGGAUGGCCACGUUGAGAUAGUAACCGAGUUAUUAAAAAGGGGCGCAAAGGUCGAUGCGGCGACGAGAAAAGGAAAUACAGCAUUACACAUAGCUUCGUUAGCUGGCCAGUGCGAAAUAGUCAAUAUACUUAUUCAAUAUGGUGCCGCGGUUAAUAUUCAGUCGCAAAACGGAUUCACUCCUUUAUACAUGGCAGCGCAGGAGAAUCACGACCAGGUCGUCAAACUCUUGCUCGGCAAUGGAGCGAAUCAAAGUCUCGCGACUGAGGAUGGAUUUACACCGCUCGCUGUGGCGAUGCAGCAAGGCCACGAUAAAGUGGUCAGCGUGCUCUUAGAAAACGAUUCAAAGGGCAAGGUCAGAUUGCCGGCACUCCACAUCGCCGCGAAAAAGGACGAUUGCAAAGCCGCCGACUUGCUCUUACAAAACGACCAUAAGCCCGAUGUGACAUCGAAGAGUGGCUUCACCCCUCUUCACAUCGCCGCUCAUUAUGGAAACGAGGAGAUAGCACGGUUAUUAAUUAAACGAGGAGCCGAUGUAAAUUAUUUAGCUAAGCAUAACAUAAGCCCGCUACACGUGGCGGCAAAGUGGGGCAAGAAUAAUAUGGUUAAGAUAUUGUUGGAGAACUCGGCGCAAAUCGACGCCAAAACCAAAGACGGUUUAACUCCGCUACAUUGCGCAGCACGAUCGGGACAUGAACAGGUUGUCAGCACGCUUCUUGAAAAUUCGGCGCCGAUCAGCGCGCGUACUAAGAAUGGGCUCGCACCGUUACACAUGGCCUCUCAAGGAGAUCAUGUGGAUGCUGCAAGAGUGCUGCUGUACCAUCGGGCGCCAGUAGACGAAGUGACCAUCGACUAUCUGACCUCGCUCCACGUUGCCGCGCACUGCGGCCACGUUAGGGUCGCCAAGCUGCUACUCGAUCGUAAAGCCGAUCCGAACGCUCGAGCUCUGAAUGGCUUCACGCCGCUCCAUAUCGCUUGCAAGAAGAACCGCAUCAAAGUGGUUGAACUGUUGCUGAAGCACGGUGCAUCCAUCGAGUCGACCACGGAGUCCGGACUGACUCCAUUACAUGUGGCCAGUUUUAUGGGGUGUAUGAAUAUCGUGAUAUUCCUACUGCAGCAUGAAGCCAAUCCUGACGUGCCAACUGUUAGGGGUGAAACACCCCUGCAUCUGGCAGCUAGAGCUAAUCAAACAGACAUUAUUCGAAUUUUGCUAAGAAAUGGUGCCAAAGUCGAUGCUCGUGCAAGGGAACAGCAAACGCCGCUUCAUAUAGCGUCUCGAUUAGGAAAUAUCGACAUUGUUAUGCUGCUGCUACAGCACGGCGCGGCUGUGGACACCGCUACGAAAGAUAUGUACACGGCGCUUCAUAUCGCGGCGAAGGAGGGUCAAGAGGAGGUGGCGGCCAUUCUUGUGGAGAACAAUGCUUCUCUUAAAGCUGCAACGAAAAACGGCUUUACACCUUUACAUAUCGCGGCUAAAUACGGAAAUAUGAAUGUCGCAAAUAUACUCUUGCAGAAAAAAAGCAAACUUGAUGUCCAAGGAAAGAACGAUAUUACGCCUUUACAUUUGGCAUGUCACUACGAUCAUCCAAAUGUUGCAACUCUUUUAUUAGAAAAAGGAGCAUCGCCUCACCUUGCGUCGCAAAAUGGACACACUCCGCUACAUAUCGCUGCUCGCAAAAAUCAGAUGGACAUCGCUUCUACUCUCUUGGAGAGCGGGGCGAAGGCAAACGCGGAAUCCAAAGCGGGUUUCACCCCGUUGCAUCUGAGUGCGCAAAAAGGACAUUACGAUAUGACAAAUUUGCUAAUUGAGCACGGUGCCAAUCCUAAUCACAAAGCCAAGAAUGGACUCACGGCGUUGCAUUUAUGCGCGCAAGAAGAUUUCAUUAGGGUGGCCUCUAUCUUGGUGAAGAACGGGGUUGACGUUGAGAGUCAAACAGAGACUGGCUACAGGCCGAUACACGUGGCCGCGCACUUCGGAAAUUUGUCGAUGAUACGCUUUUUGUUGAAACAUAAUGCUACGAUUGAUGUUAGAACUAAUCAGAAUUACACUCCGCUUCAUCAGGCUGCCCAACAGGGUCAUGCUCAUAUUGUCACCGCUUUGUUGGAAGGAAAUGCUUCACAUAAAGCGCGUACUAACGAUGGCUUAACGGCACUGAACAUAGCACAAAAAUUAGGAUAUAUCUCCGUGAUGGAAGUGCUGAAAGGAUUGCCUUACGAUAGCGCGACUCCAGAUAACAAAAACUGGGAGGAAAAGUACAAAGUAAUAGCUCCAGAAAGCUUGCAAGAAACUAGUUUUAUGUCUGACUCGGAAGACGAAGGAGGUUCUGACGCAUUAAUUAGCGAACAACCUUAUCGAUAUCUUACGGUAGACUUGAUGAAGAGUCUAAGGGAUGAUUCGUUGCCUAUUGAUGUUACUAGGGAUGAUCCGGUGCACAGACAAGUUUCAAAAGAAGAAAAACAGGAAUUUACACAAAGCAAUAAUUACUGUCUAGCGGAAAAUUUUGAUAAUGAUGGACUGAAUCUGGGGAAGCUGCACUUCAGAUCAUUUUUAAUAAGUUUUCUGGUGGAUGCACGUGGCGGUGCCAUGAAGGGAUGCAGACACAGUGGUGUGCGUAUUAUUAUACCGCCUCGAAGAGCAACGAUGCCGAUUCGCGUAACAUGUAAACUAGUAAAAGCAACUAAAGUGGCGAAUCCGCCUCCCUUGAUGGAAGGAGAGGCUCUUGCUACUCGAAUUAUCGAGAUGGGUCCUGUAGGCGCGAGAUUUUUAGGACCCGUCUUAAUUGACAUACCGCACUUUGCAUCUGUUCGCGGAAAAGAACGGGAAAUUAUUAUUUUGCGAAGCGAGAAUGGAGAAACAUGGAAGGAACACGAUAACUCCGCAGAUAAUGAUGACACUCUCCUUAAUACGCCUUAUGAUCCGCAGAUGAGCGUUGCACACUCGGCCAGAAUUACUCGCAUAAUCACCACAGACUUCCCGCAGUAUUUUGCUAUCGUGACCAGAAUCAAACAAGAAGUUCACGUUAUCGGUGCCGAGGGUUGCAUUUUGUUAUCUAGUGUGGCAAAUCACGUGCAGGCCGUUUUUCCACCGGGAGCGUUAACGAAGAAAAUCAAAGUUGGCUUGCAGGCGCAUGUUAUCCCGGCUGAACUUACGGCCAAACUGCUCGGCAAUUGCGUUGCCGUUUCGCCGGUGAUCACAAUCGAACCCAGACGACGAAAGUUCCAUAAACCGAUAACCCUCACGAUUCCCGUGCCGCAAGCCGCGAACAAGGGGAUGAUCAAUCAGUAUGGUGGAGAAACACCUACAUUACGCCUCUUGUGUAGCAUUGCGGGCGGAACCAACGAGUCGCAAUGGGAAGACGUUACCGGAUCAACACCGUUAACUUUCAUGAACGAUAAAGUGUCGUUCACCACUACCGUUUCAGCAAGAUUCUGGCUGAUGGACUGCAGAAAUAUUGGUGCAGUACCGAAAAUGGCAACGGAGUUGUAUGAGGCAUCCUUACAUGUGCCAUACAUAACAAAUUUUAUAAUAUACUCGAAGAGGAUGGAUGUGUUGGAAGCUACAUUGCGAAUAUUGUGCAUGACCGAUGGCAAAGAAGGCAUGCACACUUUGGAGAGACAAGAGGAAUUUACGGAGAUUGUUAAGAGCCGCGAUGUUGAGGCACUCGACGGAAAAGAACUUUAUAUUGAAUUUAGUGGGAAUUUAGUGCCAGUAACAAAGUCCGGUAUGCAGUUAAAGUUCACGUUCAGGGCUUUCAGACAGAAUCGAUUGUCAUUCCACGUUAAAGUGAAAGAUCCAUUAUUGGAUCCAGUGGCGAGAAUGUUGUUUAUGCGAGAACCAAAAGUUGCUAAAGGAGAACCACCUCAGCAACCUAUUUGUGUAUUAAAUAUUGUACUCCCUGAAACAAUUGUUAAACAUGACUUACAAAAGAGAUUAAAAGGUUAUGAAGAUUCUAAUAUCAUAAAUCAAAAAUUAGAUUACUACAAAUCAAAGUACAAAGUGGAACAAAUGGAGAAAACUGAUAAGCCUAAAGAGACUUCUUCGCCAACAGAAAAGAAAUUCAUAACCGAUACGUUGCAAAAGGAACAAACAGAUGCCGCUUUCCACGAAUCCUUUGCACAAAAAGCGGCUUGUCCCCUAGAAUCCGUAGAUGCUAGUUAUCCCAAUAAAGUAGGCGCCGGUCAGUCGGAGCCUGAUCUGUCGCCCGAUCUCGAAAGGCAGACGUACUCGGAGAAGCGUAAAUUUUGGGAGGAUAUCUCGAGGAAACGCGAAAACUACCAGCGUUCCGAAUCCGAGAUCUCGAGGACCUCUCAAUUGACCAUUAACGAGAGCGACAGCGAGUCAUGCCUGCCGAAUGUCGUGUCCGAGGAAGGUGAUGGGACAACGGAGGGCAUCUCGGACGUCAUAAGGUCGGAGACCAUCGAGGACAUCAACGUGCCAGAUAUCUCGGAGUGUUCGGUAGCGGAGAAAGCGCAUUACUUCGAGGAGCAGAUACAGAAGGAGAUGGCGAAGGGAACGCCGAGGCUGCACCAGCAGGACUCCUCCAAGUCCGAAAAAGACAAGUCUCUCUCCAAGGACCAGAAGAGUCACGCGGAAAAGAGUACGAUGGAAAUGACAAAGGAGAAGAUUGAUAUUCAGGAAAAACACGUGGCGGAAUCGAGAGAGAUAGAGAAGAUCUUGAAAGCUGCUACGGAGGGCGAUAAAUGGAUGAAGGAGCCGUGGAAGGAUAAAAAUAAAAAGGACGAUGACAAAGAAGCGCGUGAAGAAGUUAAAAAAAUAACGGCUGAGCCAAUGAUGGAGAUUUGCAAGGAAUUAUUGAAUAAGGAAAGAGAGCUCGCUGAGGAAACGCAGGUGAGACGUGCUCCGGUUGGAAAAGAGAUCGCUGCACAAAAGAAGCCUGACAUAUCCACAGACAUCGCAGAAAAGGAACAACCGGAAACGUCAUUAAGCAAGGAGAAGUUGGUCGGAAAGCAAAUUACAACGAAGGAAACAACAAUCACUUAUAAGAUGGAAAAAGAUGAAACUCUAAUGCCAGAGCAGAUUCAUAAGUCGAUGCAAAUCAAAGGUGCGAAUGGUAAAUCAGUUACACGAACGGACAUUAGGACUGAAUUGUUUCCUCUGGAUGAUAAAAAGGAAAUCGAGCAAUUCCUCGAAGAGGAGAGGCGAAUCAUUGAAGAAGAAGCGGAAAGGAAGAUGAUGGCCGAUUUUAAUCUUGACAGGGAAAGAAAAUCCUCUGUUGAAAUCAAACAGAUGAAGAAAGAAUUCGAAUCUCGCAUUCCGAUUUCCACUGCGAUGGCUGACAAGGAUAAAAGCCAGAAAGAAGGAAAAGGUAAAAUAUUACCGGAGAAACCUGAGGAGAAACCGGUAAAAAGUUCUCUAACCACGGAGAAAGAAAAGGAUAUUGCAUCGCCAUCCAGCAAGAAGAAAGAAUUUGAAUCCCGUAUACCCAAACGUAUCAUGGAAGGAGCAAAGGAGAAAGAAGGAACAAAGAAAGACUUGCCGGGACGAAAAGAAGGUGAAACCAUCACUGUCACCGAAAGAAAAUCCAGCGAGGAGGUUACUUCGCGGCACGAAGAACGCACGAAGAGUAAGACACACACUUUUUCUAAAACCUUCACCGACGCGCAGGACGCGUUUAGGAUGUUCGAGGAUAUAAGUGCAAUGAAAGACAAGGACUUCGAUACGGUUACUUCAAAGGUCGAUACUAAAGCUACAAGUAAGGUGGAAAAGAAGGAAGUGUUUUCGUCAAAAAUCUCCAGCGGUGCGGAUAAAUUUAUAACUCACGAGGAGAAGGAAAAAGUGGAACGGAAAAAGUCCUCGGAGUCCAAACUUACUAAGGAGUCGCCGGCUGAGACGACAGAGGAGAAAAAAAGCAAGAGCGAGGAGGUGGAUAAGACCGCUGUGCAGAAGAUGUCAAUGAACGUGACGAAAGGCAAGGAAGUGAUAGAUGCAAGCGCUUCUGAGACCAGAGCGAAGAGUGAAAAGGAAGAAUUAUUUAAAUUGCUAGAGGACAGGGAAGGAACCGCGACGAAAAAAUCUGGAACUAGCAGGGACAGGAAAAGCGACGUGGAUGUGGCGAUUAGAAUUAAGAAGGACGAUGCGAAGAAGGUAGAGGACAUUAAAGAAAUGCCUAAAACAGCCAAAGGAAUAGACUUAGGAAAGGUUGAAAUGGUCGCGCAAGGACAAUCUUACAGAGAGAGCUUGGAGAGUUUUAAUGUUGAGCAGUUUGUACCUAGUCAAAAGGAUAAGAUGGAUUUAACUGAAAAGGUGAAGAAAGACGGACAACUUCCGAGCAAAGAAGCUCCGAUAUCUUUGGAGAAGAAAGAACAAUUAAUUGCCAAAGAAAUCGAAGCGCGGAAUUUAGCGGAGGGUCUAAUACAGUCGAUUGAGAGUGAGAUUGAGAAAAGAUCGUUGACAUCGGGAUUGAAACCACAGAUGUUGAGUAAAGAAUAUUUAGAUCAAUUGAUUUCUGAGAGCAGCGACACUGAUCAUGAGAAACUGGCGGACGAUCUAACGAAACAAUUCGAAAGCAUUAUGCAGAAGGACGAACAAUUGAUGGAUUAUCCAGGAACGACGCUAACGAAGACGUCCAUACAAGAAGAAAUGUUCGAGAAAGGAUACACCAGAGAUAGUAUAAGCGAGGAUAUAACGAAAGAUGAAGAAUCGUCACCGCAUGAUCGAGAAGAAAGUUUACAAUCAUCUUCGCAAGCGAAACUCCAGGACAGAGACAUCACUUUAAGCCCCAGCAGUAUAUCUGAGCAGAUUGAUCUUGAAGAAACUAUCGAUGUUGAUACUGGAGAACUAGAGGAUAUAUCUAAGUCUAGUCCACGAUCAGAGAAACUUCGUUCGGACAGAUCGAGCAGUCACAUCGAGCCACUUCAAAAGGAUAUAUAUAGUGAUAGUUUAUCGAAAGACAAAAUUGUGUCGGAGAUUUCGGGCGCUAGAGUGCUAGAGAUCUUGGAACCAGGCAUAGACAGUCGACAAGACUCGUUCGACGUGCCGUCUUUGGAGUUAGACGAGCACAAAGUGUCAGAACAGACUAGCAGGGACGUAGCUUCUUUACACGAGAGUGUGGCUGUAGAUUCUUUAGAAAAAAUCGGGCGAGAGAAAGAUACGACUGUCAGUUCUAGCACAGUGUCCGAGGACGUUAAUGUAGAGUAUCCUCCAAUUCACGAGCGUGCUUUAUCCAUGACUGCUGUUCCAACGAGAGAAUACGACGCGGGGGAUAGACGGAGGGCGGACAGUUUCGAAAUCGAGAGCCCGCCGUUGGUUUCACCAAGGGUGAGGAAUGUACGAGAUCUGGAGAUCAAGCCGGUGGACUGGAUGAUCGGCGACGAGAAGAUUGAAAUAUCAGAAAUGCUGCAGCCCUCUCAGGUAUUCAGUCAGGAGCUGGAGGAGUACGAGUCGUCUUUACAACGCACCCGCACCUCCUCGCAGGAUGAAUCUGUGGAUUUGGAGCAAGAGUCCAUGACUAAGUCUUCGGAGGAGAUCAGUGUAAUCGAAUCAGUCAAAGAGUCGAUGGCCAGUGACAAGGUCGGAACGACUACCACGGCUAAGAUGACAAAGUUUACUGUGACCCCAGUGACCGAGCCAGACUUUGAGAGCGAACUGAUAGAAAAUAAAUUAGAUAUUAGUUGUCAAGAGUUAGUCGACACUCUGCAACGAGAAUACGACGCCAAGACGCCGACGGACGAGUACGCGGCUAGCAUACGACAAUCGAUAUCUCGCGAAGAUUUCGACUGGGAAACGAGUAUUACCGAAGCCGUUACGGAAAUGAUACCUAUGAAAGAGGAAGAAGUGAAAGAUUUAGCUACGGAAAUGUCUGAAAUUAAAGCACAGGAAAUGGGCAAAGAAACUUUCCAACGAGACAUUUCUGCGGAUAAAGUAUCUGCGAUGAAAGAAGAAAAAGCAGAUUUUAAGGUAAAAGAAUUAGAAGUCACGAAAGAAGGAAUAACUGAAACUAAGGAAAUUAAAAAAGAGUCCACGAAAGAAGAAUCAGAAUUACCAAAGUGUGCGAGAGUCGAUGAUGUGCUAAAAGAAUGGACAGAGACUUAUUUGGUGAAGAUCAAGCCUCCCAGUGAGGAAUACAGACGACAUAUGGAAAAAACCACCGAGAAACACGACAAGUCCAGCAAAUCGACGACUGCUCCUUCCGAUACUUGUGCCUUUAAAAUAAAGAAAGAUGAUCACCAGAACGUCGAUUUGAGCGCGCGAUACGCGAUAACGGUACUCGAUCAAGUAGUAAAAAAAGAGAUCGCCGAAGUGAAAGAGUCCUUGGAAGCCGCUAAACAGGACUUGAUAGAAGAAUUGAGUGAGAACAGUCAGACCGUGAUUCAGAUUAAAGAUUCGCCCUCAGAGUUUCAGUUCAAACUCCAACCGGAAUCCAUUCCGAACGAUUUGCCGUUUUUGUACAGACCACCGUCCAUUGAACAUGUUCCUGCGGAGGCUAAACCGGAAACCGAAGCUGAAGUUACUACACACGGCGAAUCGUCAAUUGUAAAAACUCAAAAAUUUGACCAGGCGAAACAGGAAGACACUGAUGAUAAACUAUCUGUCCAAGUAACUGCCACCAUUGAAGACAGACCAGCCGAUACAAUUAAAGCGCCUGAAAUCGGUAUCGAGAAGCACGAAGAAGAAGAACCUAUAAUAACCGUUGAUGACGACGAAGAUGAAGGUCGUCCCAGCCCGCUUCCUAUCAGUAGAUCGUCAGACGUUGGUUCGGACAUGGAUAACAGGGAUGACAGCUACUCUUUGGCACUACCCCACCCGGCACCCAGAAGACGCCACAAACUGGCCAAAAUAUCGAAGAAAAUUAAGUCCUCGGAGAGCGAAGCCGAUGUCUCGAGUUCUGGCGAGAGCAGCAAUUAUCAGUCCUGUGAUUAUGAAGUUGGUAGUGGAAGCAGACCCAGUUCGUCCGAUGUCGAGGCAAUGCAGUCCGCCGCGGGUGGUGUACAAUCCGGAACCGCUUCGGAGUACGAGACGGCGAUGAUGUCUGUCGAACAUGAGGGGUCCAAGACAUUGCCGACGUCGCAAGAAUAUCAAACAGCAGCGAGCACGUUGAGCUCCCACGAAUCCAUGAAGUCCUUAAAUUCUCUUAGUUCGGGCCAUCUCGGCAGCAUCGACAGCACCAGCGAGUUGUCGGAGACACUGGUACCUUCGGAGGAAGCGGACGUAGACGCGGACGAGAUAGACGAAAACCUGGAAAGCGCAUUGGACGCGGAACACGAGUUGGCCGAGGCGUCGGACUCUUCCGGCAGCGAAGAAAUACCAAUGGAUGAAGCCAUAGACAAACUCGACAAAAUUGACAGUCAUAUACCAUGUCGCAUGAAGCGUUCAUCCGAGAUGAUUUUUCAACAAAUCAUAGACGACAGCGUUGGUAAGGAGACAGAGUCCGUAGGCAAAGUGUUGGAAGAGGAUCGAGGCAGAGUCGCGGACUCAGCCACUUCCGCUUUUAUGGACGCGCCUGGGGUUCUUCAAUCCGCAGACAUAAUGACGUCGCGCGUAUCCGAGGGUGGAGUUCAGAGCGUGUGCACGCAGGUGAUUUCUACGCGAGUUACCAGGCCUAGCGAUAGUGAGGAGCUUGAAGAGGAAAAGGAAGAUUUAGAAGCACAAGGAGAUACGGAAAAAGACGUGGACACGAUGGAUGUGGAAACGGCGGGAGGUCUAGAACAGAUAUUGGAUCAAGAUAUGCCUGAAGAUGACGGUCUCGAACCGAUGCGGAUUACAUCCGUCCACUCUAUGCUGCAGCAGGCCAGUACGUCCCUAUCCUCAGCAUCAGGCAUGUCCUUCGAUACAGUCGUAGAAAAAGAUAUAGAGAAGGACAGAUCUGAGCGUCAUUCACCUGACAGCGAUUCAUUCGAGCUCGUAGACAAGCCUGAUAUCAUUGAUGACUUUGUGGUGAUCGAGGAAGUCGGACGCGAAGCGGAGGAGUUCGAUGCCGAGGGUAAGAGUAUUCGCAUUAGCUCCGUACCUCAGACCACCAGCAAACAAUACGAUCGCGAUCUAGAAAACUUAAUUGCGGAGAAAAAAGAGGAUACGCAGGUAUCAACGAGUCAGACGUCGAAAAACAACGAUCUAUUCGACUUUGAAACCGAGGAGAGCCCACCCCAAGUGUCGAACGAGGAUCAAUCUCAAUCCUAUUCUGACGAAGAGCAGUAUGAGAAUAAGAAGUGGAUAGAGAUGCAGUUCCACGCGGAUGCGAGAGUGUACGAUAUCGAGUAUGACCGCGGACCAUUGGAGGACAUCAAGGAAGAGGAGGUCACUGAUUUUGAGGCCGGCAGCAGUAGACUCGGCAGUUUAGGCAGCCACAAAGAGUCCAUAGGCAGUGUGGGAAGUAUGCGCGGUAGCUUAGGCAGUACACCGGACUACGACGUUCUAGGGAAGAAGUAUUUCACCAAGCCUACAGAUCACGACUCUGCGUCCUUGACCUCACUGCAGGAAUUCGAGCACUUGGAGAGCACCGUGGCAGCCGAGAACUCGCGGAGGGUAUGCGGCUCGCAGGAUUCCAGCAGCAAUAACGGCAGUCUUCCGAGGAGAUACGUGACCAGUCGUUCGGGUCACGGCGACGACGUCUCGUUGUCCUCACUAAAGGAUUUCGAGGGUCUUGAGAAGGCCUGCAGAGAGGCUCAUCUGAUGGAACUGCGGGCCCGUGAGGAAGAGGAGCUACUGGAACACGAGAGUCCGGAGAACAAAUAUAAAUUGGAGAAUCUGCCGCGCUCGAGGACAGAGACUAGUGCGGCUGGUUCGUUUAAUCCUAGCACUUCCGGGUCGGACGACUACGAGAAGAGGAUAAAAGAGAUUGAUGAGAUAAUACGCAUCGCGCAGUCUAACGUGGAGAAAUCCGAACGACAGGACGACACUACGGAGGACAUUUCGCAGAUCGAGGCUACCGAUGCUGAGAAAGUUAUCGCUCAACCAAUUCCGGAAACACUUCCAGAGGAAGUGGAAGAACUCGAUGAGGCACGAGCAGCACAGAAAGAAAGCAAUAUCAUGGAGACCAGUACGGAUUCUCUGGAAUUGGAAGAUGCUGAGAAGAAAUAUCAUCAGUUGUGUCGAAGCUCCGAUUCUUUGGAAAUGAAGACGACUCUGGACUUUCCGUCCUUGAGUUCGGAUUCGUUGAAUAAUAUAAAGGACGCAAAGGAAACCGCCGAGCAAUAUGGUGGCAACGCGAGACGCAUUUCCUCGGAUUCUCUUGAGAUGCCUUUGUUAGAGCAGCAGGAUGCUGGAGCGUCCGAGAGAAGUACUGGCAGUAACGGGCGUCAUGCCGAAGAAGAAACCGACCGUUCUGUUGGACGAACGUCUUCGACGGGAACGAGAAGCGACAAAAUGAAAACGUCACCAAGUAGCGGUACAUAGGACAAUUUUCGUGGAUAAGCGGACCAUCAGGAAGGAUUUUUGCCACGAUUUCAUAAACACAUUACAAAUAACUCAAGAAGCUUUAUAUGUAAAACACGAUAUAUAAUGUACUAAAGAACUUGUGCAUUGUGGAUAUACAAGAUAGUAUUACAUUUUGUCCUUGUUUUACGCGAUGUCUUCUGAUAACAUUUAUAUUAUGCUUAAGUCAGAUAGUUGCUAUCUUUAAAAUAUAACAUUGUUGCGUGGGAUAAAGUGGAAGGAACGCUUGCUUGUUUGUCAUUAUUAAAUUUGGACAGACCUAUUGUUGUAAUAAUUCUUGCUGUAUUCGUUCAGGAAAACGCAAACAAUCUUAACUGUUUUUGAAAUCUUUACAGACAUUAAGUUGCAUUUUACAUAUACUUUUUUAACACAUACUUUAAAGUGCUACUUACACGUUCUACUUGUAUUAUAACGCGUACGACGCCGACUCUUAUAGCGUGUUUUAUAAACAAUUUGAUUACGGGAUGUCUUUGUGGAUGCGCUUUCGUAAAAUUUUAUAAUAUAUUUGACGUACCUCGUAUCGUGUAAUGAUUUCAAGCGAUGUCUGCGAAACUCAAAAAAUACAAUAAUGUUAUCUUAACGCAUAUUUACAAAGGAAGACAGAUACAUAAUAUCUAAAUAGAAAAUUUUAUAUGCAAAUAUAAUAUUUAGGGCACCCCCUCCCCCCCCACACACACACACAUUAUGGAAAGUAGCAAAUACACUUUUCUAUUUAAAUAAUUCCAACAAUUGUUUGAUAACUUAUUAUAUUUGUUUCUCUGAUUAUAAAAAGUUACUUGUGUAUGUUAUCAAUUAUGUUUAAACAUGUAUUGUAUAUUUAUACAAGUUAUAAUAAUGUGAUUUAAGAAGUUUGUUUCCUUAACGAUGGAAAUAUACAUCUGUGCAUUAUCUGAAA
This is a messenger RNA of Vollenhovia emeryi, 12721 nucleotides long. Its product is annotated as ankyrin-2-like. The coding region runs from base 286 to 11787 and encodes 3833 amino acids. The transcript has 28 exons. Gene Ontology annotation, molecular function: protein binding. Lineage: Eukaryota; Metazoa; Arthropoda; Insecta; Hymenoptera; Formicidae. The record is from RefSeq and is a predicted model, not a curated record.